Molecule: messenger RNA, 6827 nt
Organism: Cercocebus atys (sooty mangabey)
Lineage: Eukaryota; Metazoa; Chordata; Mammalia; Primates; Cercopithecidae
Gene: NFKBIZ
Product: nuclear factor of kappa light polypeptide gene enhancer in B-cells inhibitor, zeta
Exons: 12
Coding region: 1206-3113 (635 amino acids)
Biological process (GO): regulation of gene expression
Cellular component (GO): nucleus
Molecular function (GO): DNA binding; POU domain binding
Source: RefSeq, a predicted model, not a curated record
AGUGUGAACUUAAAUAUAUUUAUAUGUGUGUACAUAUAUUUUCUUUUUUAAUAUUCUGGUUAAAUGAGAGGCUAUUGGUCCUCUUUUAGUUUUAAGAGUCUAAUGAUGUGUACAUCUAAUGCCCAUUCCAACUGGAUUGUAACACUGCUUGGGGAAGAUAACGUUAAAAAAAGUAGUACCGAGAUUACAGCAGCUGGUGUCCUAAAUGGAAAAGAAGUGAAACUAAAUAUCAUAGGAGAAACCCUUUCAGUGUUGUGCAGUGGUUCAUUUGCUGUUAAAUCUACCCCAUUACCAUUCCCCUUACGCCUUGAAAAUAAAGUGAUCUUCCUGUUACAGGACCAUUGCUUUAUUUAUGCCACAGAUUCCUUGUCCUUUAAUUAGUCAAUGAAGGCACAUGAUAGCGAUACUACUUUUUGAUUGCCAUAUUGUAAAAGCUGUAUUGUAAAAGGUAACUCCCUCCACCCGCCCACUGCACCCCCACGGUUAGGGGCCACACAGAAAAAGUAAAAUAAGAUGAAGUGAAUCUGAUGAGAGGCAACUCUAACGCCCAUCAGGAGAUUCACUAGAACAUUUUAAAAGGACAUCUUUAAGGAAAAAGUUUUGAAGAUGUUGCCUCUGAUUCCUCCCUGCGGCUCCAGUCCAGGUCUUGGAGCCGGCCCUCGAGGGGAAUGUCCGGGACUCGGGUCGGUACCUUUUUGGCCUGGGAAUUUCCAGUAUGCAGAAAAAAAUCCACAAACCUAGUCCUCGCUACCCCCUCCCUGCCUCCUCUGGCCGUUCUCAGUGCCCACGCAACCCAGUUCGAACGAGAGGAUGACCGUAUUCUGUAUUUUAGAAAACAGGCUCUUAGCUUCCCCCGCCCCCGUCCUCACUCGAGUGGUGAACUGAAAGCGAACGCUAUAAAGGGCGCCAGUGCGAGGGGCGAGCUUCCUCUUGCCACGAGGUCAGAUGGCGAGUUCUUAGAGAAAAAGGCUGUUAGCUGCUGCUUAUCAUGUAACCUCAAAAGGAAACCGAUCGUCUUUCUCAUGCUGUCACGUACUUGGGUUAUUAUCGCUGAUUAGAGCUGGAAACAAUUGAUUUCCUCUUACGUAUUUGUUUGACUUGACUCUUCAAACACAAAGGUUAACAGGAAGAUCUCGAGGGCCCUGGCUGAACUUCACCUUUUGGCUUUCUUGGCCUGAUGCUGAACUCCCGAGGUUGAGCCCCAUAUGGGGGUUGGCAGGCAGCAGAGAGGCCCUUUUCAAGGUGUUCGGGUGAAGAACUCGGUGAAGGAACUCCUGUUGCACAUCCGAAGUCAUAAACAGAAGGGCUCUGGCCAAGCUGUGGAUGAUUUUAAGACACAAGGUGUGAACAUAGAGCAGUUCAGAGAAUGGAAGAACACAGUAUCAUAUGGUGGGAAAAGGAAAGGGCCCGAUUUGUUGUCUGAUGGACCAGCUUGCAAAAGGCCAGCUCUGUUGCAUUCCCAAUUUUUGACACCACCUCAAACACCAACGCCCGGGGAGAGCAUGGAAGAUGUUCAUCACAAUGAACCCAAACAGGACAGCAGUGCUGAUCUGCUUCAGAACAUCAUCAACAUUAAGAAUGAAUGCAGCCCCGUUUCCCUGAACACAGUUCAAGUUAGCUGGUUGAACCCCGUGGUGGUCCCUCAGAGCUCCCCUGCAGAGCAGUGUCAAGACUUCCAUGGAGGACAGGUCUUUUCUCCACCUCAGAAAUACCAACCAUUCCAAGUCAACAGCCCUCCACAAGUGAUAGACCAGGCUUCCCUGUACCAGUAUUCUCCACAGAACCAGCAUGUAGAGCAGCAGCCGCACUAUACCCACAAACCAACUCUGGAAUACAGUCCUUUCUCCAGACCUCCCCAGUCCCCCACUUACGAACCAAACCUCUUUGAUGGUCAAGAAUCACCGUUUUGCCCGAAUGAAAGCUUAGUUUCCUUUCUUAAUAAUGAAAGGGAAUCUGAGAAUAUUGCUAAUCCCGUUCCGACUUCCUCCAGUGUUCAGCAGCAAAAUGAUGCUCACUUGCACAGCUUCAGCAUGAUGUCCGACAGCCUCUGUGAGGCCAUGGCGGGGCACGAGAUGGCCUCUGACGCUUCAAACACUUCACUGCCAUUCCCAAACAUCCCUGGAAAUCCAAUGAAUACCACACAGUUAGGGAAAUCAUUUUUUCAGUGGCAAGUGGAGCAGGAAGAAAGCAAAUUGGCAAAUGUUUCCCAAGACCAGUUUCUUUCAAAGGAUGCAGAUGGUGACACGUUCCUUCAUAUUGCUGUUGCCCAAGGGAGAAGAGCACUUUCCUAUGUUCUAGCAAGAAAGAUGAAUGCACUUCACAUGCUGGAUAUUAAAGAGCACAAUGGACAGAGUGCCUUUCAGGUGGCAGUGGCUGCCAAUCAGCAUCUCAUUGUGCAGGAUCUGGUGAACCUCGGGGCGCAGGUGAACACCACCGACUGCUGGGGAAGAACGCCUCUGCAUGUCUGUGCUGAGAAGGGCCACUGCCAGGUGCUUCAGGCGAUUCAGAAGGGAGCAGUGGGAAGUAAUCAGUUUGUGGAUCUUGAGGCAACUAACUAUGAUGGCCUGACUCCCCUUCAUUGUGCAGUCAUAGCCCACAAUGCUGUGGUCCAUGAACUCCAGAGAAAUCAACAGCCUCAUUCACCUGAAGUGCAGGAGCUUUUACUGAAGAAUAAGAGUCUGGUUGAUACCAUUAAGUGCCUAAUUCAAAUGGGAGCAGCGGUGGAAGCGAAGGAUCGCAAAAGUGGCCGCACAGCCCUGCAUUUGGCAGCUGAAGAAGCAAAUCUGGAACUCAUUCGCCUCUUUUUGGAGCUGCCCAGUUGCCUGUCUUUUGUGAAUGCAAAGGCUUACAAUGGCAACACUGCCCUCCAUGUUGCUGCCAGCCUGCAGUACCGGCUGACACAAUUAGAUGCCGUCCGCCUGUUGAUGAGGAAGGGAGCCGACCCAAGUACUCGGAACUUGGAGAACGAACAGCCAGUGCAUUUGGUUCCCGAUGGCCCUGUGGGAGAACAGGUGAGAGGCACAGGAGGGAGAGGAAGUACUUUUUGGCACUCCAGUCUGAAACAUAAAGGGAGAUUAGGCUGUGCAGGGCAGAGGCCAGCUGUUGCUCUUUAGGUGGGCUCUGUCAGUGUCUGUGUCUCACGAUAGCCAUCAUAGCAUUUUGGUGUUCCUCUUCCUUUGGAAACAGAGCAGUUAAGAAAUCGGAGGGUUUAUCCAUAGACUCAAAAUGGUUAGACGUCAGGUAGUAGUCUGUGACACAGACUUAGGGUUAGAGUAAGUCAGAAUGGUUUAAGGUGCGGAAAGAGAAGGUACCAAGGUUCCUGCAGAUACCAAGGAAAGAGAAUCUUAGUCUUUUAAGGUAUGAGCCUUCAAAUAUUGUGGAUAUUAAAUGAGUUGUUAUAUGUGGAGUGCUGACAGUAGUCCCAGGUACAGAGUAAGAAGAGCUCAGUGAACAUCAAUAGUUAGAAUUAUUUCUGUCUACGAAGUGAUACUGAACCAAAAAUGGAAAAAUUAUGUAAUUUCAAGCCUAGAAAUACUUUACACUUUAAGCAGAAUUAAUGCUUUAUUCAUCAAAUAUGGUUAUAUGUUAUCAUUGAGGAUUGAAUAGUUUCAUGAGUAAACUUUUUAGAUAAUAAGAACUUACUCUUUUAAGAACUUAAAAUGUUUUUGAUAGAACUCUUUUCCUGGAGGGAAUGAGGGGGAUUGUGGCUGUGGGUAGGUCAUUACAUACUUUACUAAUCACAAAAUAAAAUAUGUGGAAUGCCGUUUAGCUGUUUCUUUGAUUCUGAGCUGUCAUUAUGACCAUAAUGUUAUAGCAGCCCCUAUGUAGAGAGCUCUGUGUAAUUUAGAAAGAAUCUUUCAAUAGUUUGUAAAGAGUUUUCAUGUAUAUUUUAAUAGUUAGAAGAACUUUGCAACUUUCAAGUUUCAACUGAGAAAAUUGAUAUUCAGAGAGGUUCCAAGGACCAUCAUUAACUUGUAAAAAGGCAGAGUCCUAAGCCCAGUAUUUGCUUCUACUUCACUGUUUGUGGUAUGCAGUCAUGUAACUAUGCUCUCAGGGAUUAUUGAGGUAUUAAGCCAUUUAGCUCUUCAUUAAAUAUUCUCAGAUUAUCUCCUUUUUGCUUUGGUAUUUUGUGUGUGUUGGGCAGGUAGGGGGUCUUUUCCCUGGCUUUUAUCGUCGUACUGUGAUCAUAUGUUUCCUUCUAGCAGCUAUCAGUUGUAUCGCCUACCCCAAUCUCCUUUCUUCUAAAUUGUUGCUUCGUAUCUGCUGGAGGCUGAGAGAUAGAAAAUAAAAUUUAUCAGGCUGGGUUAUAAAAUGAACCACUCUGAAUGAGCUGGGAUCUUUUCUGUGAUCCAUGAAGUUAUGUGUAGAUGCUUUAAUACUUGGAUAUCAUGACAGCUGUUUUGACUCGAAUGGUAUCAAGGAUUUACUUGUGUGUGUGUAUCAUAAAAUGUGGGUUUUGUGUUCCUGUUAGUUGAGGCUGACAAGAUAAGCGAGAUGUUAUAAUUUGCCUUAAUUACUGCCUUAUAUUAAAUGUUCUCACAAAUAGCAAGACUAAAAAUUAGGAAAAGAAUAUAGGUGUUAUUUAAGUUUAUGGAGAUUUUCAACUUCAGAUAAUUUUUAAUGGAGAUGUUUUACUUUCUUGGACCCAAAGAUUAUUAUAGGAGAUCUGAAAUAAGCUUUAAAAGUUUAGUAUUUUUAAGAGUCACCUCAAAAUCUUGAGUAGUAUUGUGUGUAUUUCUUCAUAUACUUACAAGUUAAUAGGAGUAGUGUAGAUUGUAUAAGAAAGGAAUGAAACUUAGAAGGAAAUAACACUGCAUUGGCCAUAAGAAAUAAACCUCACAAAUUUUAUUUGUUUCUCUUCCAGAUCCGACGUAUCCUGAAGGGGAAGUCCAUUCAGCAGAGAGCUCCACCGUAUUAGCUCCAUUAGCUUGGAGCCUGGCUAGCAACACUCACUGUCAGUUAGGCAGUCCUGAUAUAUCUGUACAUAGACCAUUUGCCUCAUAUUGGCAAAUGUAAGUUGUUUCUAUGAAACAAACAUAUUUAGUUCACUAUUAUAUAGUGGGUUAUAUUAAAAGAAAAGAAAAAUAUCUAAUUUCUCUUGGCAGAUUUGCAUAUUUCAUACCCAGGUAUCUGGGAUCUAGACAUAUGAAUUUGAUCUGAGUGGUAACAUUGCCUUCAAUUAACAGUAGCUUGUGAGUAGGCAAGGACUUUGAUCUGUGGCACAAAACAUUGUUAAUAUUUUCAAAGCAGGUACCUUGUAAAUGUUUCUUUAAGAAAAAUGAAAGCAUGUGAAAGGAAAAAGGUAAAUACAGCAUUGAGGCUUCAUUUGGCCUUAUGCAGUCCCUGGGAGUUACUGGCACUGGACAGGCUUCAGUCAUUGGACUAGAAGAAAGGUGUCCAUGGUUAGAAUUUGAUCUUUGCAAACUGUAUAUAAUUGUUAUUUUUGUCCUUAAAAUAUUGUACAUACUUGGUCAUUAACAUGGUCAUAUUUGAAAAUGUAUAAGUCAGUAAAAUAGAAAAGAACAAGUGAAUUGUUGCUAUUUAAAAUUUAUUUUACAAUUCCAAGGAGUUUUUAUUGUGUAAUCACUAAGUCUUUGUAGAUAAAGCAGAUGGGGAGUUAUGGAGUUGUUCCUCUGUUGGCUGAAAGAUAUAUUUGAAUUGUAAAGAUGCUUUUUCUCAUGCAUUGAAAUUAGGCAUUAUUUGUAGGGAAUUGCAUGCUUUUUUACCUUCCCGAGACAGGGUCUUGCUCUGGCACCCAGGCUGGCGUGCAGUGGCAUGAUCUUGACUCACUUCAGGCUUGACCUGGACUCAAGUGAUCCUCCCAUCUCAGCCUCCUGAGUAGCCGUGACUACAGGUGUGCACCACCACACCUGGCUAAUUUUAUUUUUUGUAGAGGCAGGAUCUUGCCACCUUGCCCAGGCUGGUCUUGAACUCCUGAGCUCAUGCCAUCGGCCUGCCUUACCCUUCCAAAGUGCUGGGAUUGCAGGAGUGAGCCACCGUGCCCGGCUGGCAAUUGCAUGGAAGAGAACACCUCUUUCUGGCUUACUCUCUAGAAUUUCUGAUUUACGUGUUCUGUGGAAAUUUUUGGUUUUUUUACGUUUAUAGAAACAACAAAAAGUCAAUAUUGAAACGUGUCUUCCUGUUCUGUUUUCUAUUGUCAAAUGAUGAUAAUGUGCCAUGAUGUUUUACAUGUAUCAUUCAGAAAAAGUUUUAUUUUUUAAUAACAUUCUAUUAACAUUAUUUUGCUUGCCACUGGCAUGCCUGAGGAAUGCAUUUGGGUAUGAUUACACACACACUAAGUUUUUGUAAUAAAUUUGACUCAUUAAAAACCUUUUUUAAAAAAAAAAUCUCAUUUGUGACUAACUUAUGUUUGCAGCUGAGUACUUAACUUCUUUUUAAAAGAUACCCUUUGGAUUGAUCACAUUGUUUGACCCAGUAUGUCUUGUAGACACAUUAGUUAUAAUCACCUUGUAUCUCUAAAUAUGGUGUGAUAUGAACCAGUCCAUUCACGUUGGAAAAACUGAUGGUUUUAAAUAAACUAAUUCACUAAUAUUAUAUGUCUUACAUGCAUUUUCUUUUCCUAGUGCCUUAUUUAUAUUUCCCUAGAUAGAAAAAAGUACUAUUGAUGAUUUUAAAUGCCUUUGAGUGAGUUAAUAUGUGUUAAUUUGGGUUUUUUGGAUAACAUGUUUCCUGAAAGUAUACAAGAUUUAACAUCAAAAUCUAUUUGCUAAGUUUACUAGUAGAAGUGUGUUAGGUUUUGAAAUUAUCAUGGAAGUUUAAUAGAUGCUGUCAAUCAUUCAGAUGUUUAGAUGCUAAAAAAAAAAAAA